AUGAAUAAGGUGGAAAAUGUGGAAAAUGACCAAACCAGCAACAAUGUUGACAAGGUCAUUCAACAGCCGCAGCAGCAACAGCAACUAACGCUACAUGAUGCUGAGGUUGCUGUUUCUGUGGCUGCUUCUGGGACUGAUCUAAGAUUGGUUAAGUGUAACUAUAACGAAACUUGCAGUUAUAACCAAAGUUAUGAAAAUGAGCAAAAACAACUAGAAAAGCGUAAUAACGAGCUCAGACCCGAAAUAACUAAGGUUAUUGAAACACAUAUGAUCGGUCGCAGCGGCAGCGAUGGCGGCAGAAGCGACCGUAAAAACGAUCCUUACGACAUCCACAUAAAGAUUGGGGUCACUAAGAGAUUUUUAGUGAACAAUCCAGAGUUGAUGGUCUUGCAGGCCGACAAAGGGAAUAGAACUAUUAUACUGCACCUGGCAGAAUAUUAUGAGAAAAUGAUAAACCUGCUGAGUGACACAAAUACUUAUGAAAAACUGGAAUCAGACCCGACACUCAAAAUACAAAAUGAGCUCUACGAGUUGAUAAGCAAUUGGCACAAACAGAAGUUUAUCAGCAAGCGACAGGUAAACAACUUGGCGUGUAAGAACGGCACAGCGCCACGAAUAUAUGGACUACCUAAAAUCCACAAGCCUGAUUGCCCUUUGAGGCCUGUCACUCCCUUUUGUGGAUCACUUCUCGCGAGUUUGGCAAAGUGUCUUGCAACUGUAAUCCAAAAAAUUACGUGCAAGGCAUCAACACACGUUAAGAACUCGUGGGAUGUGGUUGAAAAAUUGCGUGAAAUAUCGAUCCCAGACGAUUACACUAUUUUGUCGCUGGAUGUUAAAUCGAUGUUCACCAAUAUUUCCAGCAGAAGGGCUGUGGUCGGUACCAUGAAGAGAUGGGAUCGGAUUGCAGACGACCUACGUGCCAAUGGCAUGGAAAUCCCACGGGCCAGCUUCGAAAGGGCGAUACUUUCGUGCAUAAACAACUCGUAUUGCCAAUUUAAGGGUGUAUUUUACAAACAGAUACAGGGUACACCUAUGGGCUCUCCCAUAUAUUGCGCGAUCGCCUAUGUGGUGAUGGAGGAUUUCGAAAAUGAAAUCAUCUCCAGUCUUUCAUACACAUUGGUUUUCUCUCUGAGAUUUGACGACGAUUAUUUGAUAUGUUUGCCCAAGGAUCAGGUGAUCGAACUUCUCUACAGAUUCAACGGUCACGAUGACGAGAGUCUCCUUAAAUUCAUUUUGGAGGAAUCGUAUUCCGAACGUGAAAUAGCCUUCCUAGAUGUCAUGGUGACUGUUGAGGAUGGAGGGAAGGUGGUGACAAACUGGUACAGAAAAGAGUACUGGUCGGGCAGCUAUAUCAAUUAUUUGUCUAGUUAA
Messenger RNA from Belonocnema kinseyi, 1371 nucleotides. RefSeq lists its product as uncharacterized. The coding region runs from base 1 to 1371 and encodes 456 amino acids. The record is from RefSeq and is a predicted model, not a curated record. The transcript has a single exon. Lineage: Eukaryota; Metazoa; Arthropoda; Insecta; Hymenoptera; Cynipidae.